Messenger RNA from Stylonychia lemnae, 414 nucleotides. The record is from the annotation of a GenBank genome assembly. Lineage: Eukaryota; Ciliophora; Spirotrichea; Sporadotrichida; Oxytrichidae.
AUGAGUGCAAGCAAAGCUGCUGUAGAAGUUAUUAAUGUAGCUUCGAGAAAGCAUUUGGUUACUGGGGGACCAUGCCUAUGGGUAUCAAAACUCUUACAUGAAAAGGGUGUGCUUUCAUCAAAUAGAAUCUGGGAGGAAUAUCUUAAGGACUAAAGCGUGGAGAAGGAUUUAAUCAAAUCAAAAAGUUAUCUAAAGAAUAAAAUUCUCUAUUAGAUGCAUUUGCAAGGUAAAAUUGAUUAGGGAAAAGCAAUUGAUAUGACAUAAUAUAACAAAUCAGGUUGGGCAUUAAAUACUAAAGUAGCUUUUAAGAAUAUAGCUCCAGAUAUUCUUGCUCAGAUCGAGCCAUUACCCGUUGUCACAAGAAAAGACUAUAAAGAAUACCUUAGAAACAAUAACAUUCCAUACGACUUCUGA